UAGCUAGCCAAGCUGAGCAGGACUAAGAUCACUCGUGAAUUCGGAGAUACCAUGGGAAGUGUACCGAAGAAAGGAGCUGCCUUUGCUCUGGCGGUGGCCAUUGCGACCAUCGUGAUGGCGACCACCACGACGAUGGCCGCCGACCUGUCGGACGCCGAGAAGGCACAGUUCGUCAAGCUCCACAACGACGCCCGGGCCGCGGUCGGCGUCAAGGCGCAGGUGUCGUGGAGCGAGGCGGUGGCGGCGAAGGCCCGGGAGCACGCCAGCACGUGCCGGACGGACCACAUACAGGGGCCCUACGGCGAGAACCUGUGGUGGGGGUGGAGCAGCACCGCCGGCUGGGUCGGGAAGCCAGCGGACGCGAUGGGGAGCUGGGUGGGCGAGAAGCCGUACUACGAUCGCAGCAGCAACAAAUGCGUCGGCGGGAAGGUGUGCGGCCACUACACGCAGGUGGUGUGGAGCCGCACCACCCAGAUCGGCUGCGCGCGCGUCACCGGCUGCAACAUCAACGGUCGCAGCAGCACGCUGAUCGCCUGCAACUACAACCCGCGUGGCAACAUUAACGGGGAGCGCCCCUACUAGCUACGUUAAGCCGAUCGAGUCUCCUCUAAUAAACUGCUCUCUAACGUGGGUUACUAGCUAAUACUAUAUGGGUUCGGUAUAAUUAAGAACCUACAUAUUAGUUAGAGAGCGUACUAAGUUAGAGGAUCCGUUUCUAUAUGCAU
Molecule: messenger RNA, 725 nt
Organism: Oryza sativa Japonica Group (Japanese rice)
Lineage: Eukaryota; Viridiplantae; Streptophyta; Magnoliopsida; Poales; Poaceae
Product: pathogenesis-related protein 1
Cellular component (GO): extracellular region
Source: RefSeq, a predicted model, not a curated record